Metopolophium dirhodum (rose-grain aphid) is the source of this 1189-nucleotide messenger RNA. It is a transcript of the gene BORCS6, whose product is annotated as BLOC-1-related complex subunit 6. The record is from RefSeq and is a predicted model, not a curated record. Lineage: Eukaryota; Metazoa; Arthropoda; Insecta; Hemiptera; Aphididae. Gene Ontology annotation, biological process: lysosome localization. Bases 378 to 821 code for a protein of 147 amino acids. Gene Ontology annotation, cellular component: BORC complex. The transcript is spliced from 2 exons.
UUAUUCUGAUAGGACGUAGGUAGGUAGGGUUGUAGACUUGUAGUGUUGUAGGUACCAGCGGCAGCUAUUCUACAUCAUUAAUAUUAUUAUAAAUAAGUAAUAAUAAUUAACACUGUCUUACUUAUACAUAAUACAUUUUAAUGACUGUCGUCACUCGUCGUCGUCCGUCUUAACUCUCGAGUUUUCACAUUUCGUGUUCAGCCCAGGGCCGGUACCGGAAUUCGAACGUUUUACGUUUCUUGUUAAUCGUCGUAAACAAUUUUCAACCGAGAGGAGACGUCACGUGCACUUAAGACCGGCCUGUCCAGCCUCACUCGACAAUCGACAUGCACAAUCCUCUACUGAUGAUACAUUGAAACGUGAAAGAAUCUAAGAAAAUGGACUUUUUAAACAAUCUUGAAGGAAUAGUAACUAAGAAUGGGGACAUGGUAACAUUUAUAGCUGAAGAUUUGGAAAGCAAACUUAAACAGACCAGCCCAACAAUACCCACCAGACCUUUAGGAAGAUUUGUUUUAGACGCCAAUUUACUAAAUGACCUCGAGUUUGAAGCCAGAAAUAUUGCUGCAUCUGUAGAUACAUUAUCUGAAUCUCUCUCAGGAGUUUUACAUAGCAUGUCCGCAUUAACUGUUGACUGUUUGGAAAUAUACAGGGAUGUGGUUUGUAAGACAUGUGAUUCAAUUGAUGCUAAUAUUAAAUCAAUGUAUCAAUUAAUGGCUAAAUGCGAAGAAGUAUCAAAAGAAAUGGAACCUAUCUAUAAAUUGGCUCAACAAGUUAAAGAUAUAAAGCACAUUUUAGAUUUAUUUGAAAAUGCAGUAAAUUGAUAUUGUAUUUGUAAUAAAAUAUACAUUAAACAAUUGCUCUGAAUUUUUAUUUAAUAUGUACAAUUUUAAUUACAUAUUGUCACAGUCAUAACACAUAUUAAAACUCUAAUUAUCCAGGUAUGAUGUAUAUAUAUUAUAAUAUAUAAUUACACUAACUUACUUAUGGUUAUAAACUAUUUUAUUUUUAUGUUAAGAUGGUUAAAUACUUACAGAUAAUUGACUUUGCUUAGAAUUGUCUUUAGUUUCAUUUUGUAUUGAUGAAGGAAUACAGUUGCAAGUUCCAGAUUGAUGUAGAAAUAUAAAGUAUUCACUUCUACCUAAUAUCUAUUAAUACUUAAUGUUAAUUAAAUACAUACCGAAUGCAUUAA